AUGCUUGCCAGCCCCUACACGGUGCUGCUGGUUGCUUUUGGCGCUGUUGCACCGGAAAAGAUACAAGGCGUGCUUGCGGUUGCAAAUGCGUUUCACAUUUUGUUCCCCGUCUUGGCGAGUGGUAGCAACCCACCGAGCCUCCGGCGCCCUAGCCGCAGCAACUCCGGCCAGAUAGCGCACAAUCGUACUAGAGUAAAUCUUCCUUCGCUUCCCGUUUGUAUCACUGUAAUCGCCCUUGGCCUAGAUCCUGACCCCCGCCGCCCCUCUCGCUUGCUGUCCGCGGCUGUUGCUUCCGGUUGUCCACCGUUCCUGGCUCGUUUUCAGAAGCAAAAAGGCGGCGGAGGUGAUACGGGGAAGCACAAGAACGCUGCCGAUGAUGCUGAGGCAAAGAAGCGAGAGCAAAGGGCAAGGGCGAAUGAGCGAAAAAGGGAGAGACGAGCGGAAGUCAGAGCCCAAGCCUUGGCCAAGGAUACUGCCACCAUCAACGGUGACGAGACCACGGACAAGCUCCCGCCGCUCCGGGUGGCCAUUAACAGCCCCGGCAUGGGUUGGCUCCAGCCCGUGAGAACUUCUUCAGCCCAAGGGGGCGGUAGCGGCAGCGGCGGCGGCGGCGGCGGUAAGAAGAAGGCUUCUUCUCCCGCGGCGGCGGCGAGAGCGGCGGCAAUGGAGGAGACUGCCGACUCCUCCGCAACGGCGGCGGCGGCGGUGGUGGCCGCGUGCUCCCCAAAGUCCAAGGCUCGAAUCGAGCGCGUGGCUUCGGCGGCGGACGCUAUCGCGGCGAGGGUGUCCUCCGGAGCCAUGGGCGGUGGCGGCUCCUUCGGCGGCGGGGGAGCGGAUAGCAAUGCGACGCAUGGCGUUGGCGGGCCUUGGGCCCAUGCCGCGGGAGUGAAGAACGUGGCCGGAGGCGGAGGCACUGCCGCUGGCUUUUUCUCGAGAAGCAGCACCCCCAUGUGCCCGGAGGCUGUGAAGGCGCUGCUGGCGGACCCUGAGAAGUCGAAAAUGUUCCUCUCCAACCUGCUGGGGGAGAGUGUCCGAGAGGUGGAAAGCGCGAAGCGCAAGCGCGAUCAGGUCAAGGGCGAGAGGAAACGUCUCGCGAGAGAUCGCUCCAAGGCUCAACAGGCACGCGUCCGCGUGAAAGAGGGGAAGGAUUGA
Messenger RNA from Ectocarpus sp. CCAP 1310/34, 1152 nucleotides. NCBI's taxonomy places the organism in Eukaryota, Phaeophyceae, Ectocarpales, Ectocarpaceae. The record is from the annotation of a GenBank genome assembly.